GUUGUCUUUCUUUUUCCAAGCCUCUGAAUCAGCCUUCGUGCCUUCCAAUAAACUGUGUGCGUUCCUGGUGAAUUUCCCCACUUCUCAGGCCUUCUCACCACAUCCCACUUCACAAUUCUCGGCACAGCCUGAGAUUAUCACCUCUUGUACCGAGAGCAAGGAAGUCUGGGGAGUUCUUAUCAACUUCCCUCCCAUCACUCUCGCUGUCUCUUCUCGUCUGCAGAAGACUGACGAGAUCUGACAAAUCCACUCGCAACAUGGGGAGAUCACCGUCUCAAGGGCUGACCACCCAUGAUUUUCACCACCAACCAUUUGUCAACCCGUUGGAUGUUUUCCCGAGAUCUCGGUUGGCAGGUCGACCUCAGGCUGUUCGAGAUUCGAUCAAAAGUGCAGCAACCUCGCGAAGCCCCGCACGGUUUCCCAUCGAUACAGGAAAAUAUCGCUGCUGUGAUGAUGACGAGGAUGACGAGGAUGACGACGACGGCGGUCUCUAUGCACGACCCUCAAGCGCUCUCAAUUGUUGCAAUGAUUACCAUGGUUCAACCGAUAACGACUCUUCUGAGGAGGUUCGGCAUAAUUCUCCCAGUGCGGUGGACUGUGAAGACUGUGUGGACGGUUGCGAGGAUUGCGAGGAAGAACACGAGCAGUUCAACCAACAAAAAGUCGACGCUGGUCCGGAAGAGUUUCUAGACGACUGUGAACAAUGUCAUCACGACGAACACGACAAGGCAUGCCAUCAAGGUGAAUGUGAUUUCUCUUGCUUCGAUUGCAUUGACUGGAAUGAGUUUGAACGCGACAAGUCUUUGGGCCUUUCGUACUCGGUCCCCCUAUUGGGAGAUACAGCCUUGCCGACACCAGAGCUGAUGCCAGAAAAUGAAUCGACGGAUUUCCAGAUGACCGAGUUUCCCUACCUCCCAACAGAUCCAAUGGACCCAAUGGCCCUGGCAGCGCCUUUGGAUGUGCCUAUGCAUCAUCAAUGUUUUGGAGAGACGUUUCCAUAUUCCACUGGCCUUCCACUCAGUCCAUUCUGCACGGGACCUCCUCUCCUCCCACAGACCACACCUCAAUAUCCACUUCCACAAUUCAGCAUGGGAUAUGGCUGUCAUCCAGCUAUCGCACAUCAACAACAAUCACUUCCGAUGUAUUCUUCACCUUCAACGCCCAUUAACCUAGUUGCGCCUUCAACAAAUAUGGUCAAAUCGGAAUUCAUCUCAACGCCAACACCACCACAACAGUUUCCCCCAUCACCUAGCGUGAAUGGCCCCCUUCUCGAAACCCAAGACCUGUUAUCCGCCGUCUCAGCACCAAGUACCUCACGAGCAUGUCAAUGGAUCAUGCCAUGCGGAACCGUGUGCGGCGCCUCAUUCGCCUCCGCGACGGACCUGAAAAAACACCUCAAAGCGAUCCACCUCGUCAAAGGCACCCUCAAAUGCAGGUGGCAAGACUGCGACAGCGCCGUCUUCGCAUCCGAAGCUGCAUUGACAGGACACAUGUCGAAAAAACAUCUCGCUCCACUAAUGUCCCUGCCCACCUCAACCAACGAAGUUGUCGUUCGCAACAGCGACGGCUCCUUAACCACCACGACCACGACCUCAAACUCCGACCAAGGUACAUUCAAAUGCACGUUUCCUGGAUGUCCGAAAUCAUUCAUGUAUAAACAAGUCCGCGACGAACAUGUCGCAUCGUGUCACAACGGAAAUAAAAUGUACUGCCACAUUUGUGGUCAGUUUCUCAACGGCGAAGGAUCGAAUUUCAAACGUCAUAUGGCUACGCAUCGCCCGAAGCAUCAACACAUGUUGUGUAAAUUUAAUCAACUGGGUUGUAAGAGACGGUUUCCGAGGUUGGAUAACUUGAGGAGACAUGAGGCGUGUUGUAAGUUUGGAAAGAAGGCGGCUUUGUUGAAUAGUCAGGGUGUCGGUGUUGGAACAGGGUCUGGUCCAGGCGCAAGUCUUGCUGACAUGGCUCCUGGUCAACCUCAUCAUCACCAUCACCAUAAGACGUCGACUGUGUGAAUGGGUAGGAGCAGUUUAAAAUUAAAACACGGGAGACAGAAGAAGUUUAUACUACAGAUCAACUAGGGCGAGCAGAGCAAGUCAUAUCUCCCCGUUGACUCUAUUUACUACUUAGUUAGUAUGCUUCCCAAGUAUUCCUAGACAAAUAACCAAGAAUGAAAAUGAAUUAAAAUAGAGAUUG
Molecule: messenger RNA, 2193 nt
Organism: Exophiala mesophila
Lineage: Eukaryota; Fungi; Ascomycota; Eurotiomycetes; Chaetothyriales; Herpotrichiellaceae
Exons: 1
Coding region: 258-2012 (584 amino acids)
Biological process (GO): regulation of transcription by RNA polymerase II
Cellular component (GO): nucleus
Source: RefSeq, a predicted model, not a curated record